This is a messenger RNA of Morchella importuna, 201 nucleotides long. RefSeq lists its product as uncharacterized. The record is from RefSeq and is a predicted model, not a curated record. The transcript has 4 exons. NCBI's taxonomy places the organism in Eukaryota, Fungi, Ascomycota, Pezizomycetes, Pezizales, Morchellaceae. Bases 1 to 201 code for a protein of 66 amino acids.
AUGGCCCUUCUCGCUCUCGAUAGCUACAUAUCAAACUCGGUUCGAACUGAAUUUCAGAGAAAUAGUUUAGAAACAAAACGGGGCACUACCACGACUAGCCUGAUAGCAGCAAACAAAAGUCUACUACUCAUCACCAGCUACGACUUCCCAACAGAAACCAUUAUCGACCUAUUAGAAAACCACAAGAAUGAUACCUCUUAA